CCCUGUUCUGCAUGCCUUCAGCGGAGCUUGUCAUGUCCAUUCCCAUUAUACCCUCGCAUCUCAGCCUUUUUUGAAUACCCCUUCGCGGCUUGAUGAACAAAAAUCAAGGGAGACGGUUGGAAAAGAGCACCUCGGAUCCGGACAAGGCGAUGUCUAAAACCACUACGCCGUGUAACGCACUCACCUAGCUGCAGGCUAAGCGAUAUGAACUUUCCGUAUCCAAACCCACCUGUCUCAGUUUCUACUGAGUAGGUAAUACCACGAAAAGACUCCGAAGUCCGAAUGGAUCAGCCUCAAGGCAUGCCCGAGUCGGUAACACGUUCCACGACAGCCCGUGACGUGGCUAACAUGAACAUCAACGAGGAGCGAGACUGUCUGCACUUAUAGUGUUGUCCCUGAAAUACCCUCAAAUCCCUAGUCUCAUCACUUGAACUGGCAACAACAUCAUUAUCCACUUACUAGCCUAUCCCCAAGCAAACAAACAUGGACGCCCCCAAACCCCCCUCGCAAGUCUUGAGCGGUCCUCCACCCCCCCUCAGCCCCUCCAUCUGGUCCUUCCUCCAAACAGGCCUCUCCACCAACCCCAACGGCGCCGCCCUCAUCUCCAUGCAACAGCCCCCUACCCAUCUCUCUCGACUGGUCGGGCCGCAUCCGGGGCCUCAGCCCAUCCAAACCCCCGCCUCCCUCGGCCCCGACCAGCUGCUCACCUGGUCCUACGCCCAACUCAGCCGCGGCGCCGCCCGCCUCGCGACCGUCCUGAAGCGUCACGAUGUGCCGCCCGAGUCGACCAUCGCGACCUUUAUUCCACAGAGUGCGGAGUCGGUUCUGUUUCUGUGGGCGGCCGCGGCGGCACGGUCGAUGAUCAUCACGCGGAGUCCGGAGGAGUUGCUGCAGGAGGAGAAGGUGGGGUAUUAUUUUGAGACGUUUGGGCCGGCGGUGGUGGUAGUGGUGGAUGAGGAGGGGGUGGGCGUUGUGGAUGAGAUGAGGAUGAAGCAUAAGCAGCAAGGGCAGUUUCUUGGGAUUUGCCUAGGUGUGCUGAAGGGAGAGAAGAGGGAGGGGUGGUUGAGUAUGGCGGAGAUUGCGGACAUGGAGUUCACGGAGGGCGAGAGCACUGUGGAUCCGGCGGCGGUGAAUGAUCGACUGGAUCGGCCGGCUCAUGCGCUGUUUACGAGCGGUACGACGGGGCCGAUGAAGUGCGUCCCCCAAACCGUCAAAAGCCUCUCCGCCAUAGCCGCCCUUCUCGCACCAAUCAGCCGCAACCCCCUCGCUCCCCAGCUCGUCGGCAUCGCCCUCAGCGGCAGCUUCGGGGCCACGGCAAUCUCGCUUCCCUACAACGCCGCGUCCGGCGGCGGCACUGCCGUGGUAGCAGGCCCCCGCUGGUUCUCAUGCGCCGACGUGAUCCGCGCCAUCGAGACGUGCCGCGUCACCUGGGCUGUGAUGGUGCGGUAUUACGCGAGUAUGCUACUCCAGCAUGGGGAAGCCAAGCCGGAGAGGUUCCGGUCGGUGCGGUUGGUAACGGUCAUCGGGGAGAUUGUUACCGAGGGCUUUUUGGCCGAGGUGCAAAAGAUGUUUGAAAAUGCCGUGGUUAUUCCGGGGUAUGGCAUGACGGAGGGAGGAACGCUGUUUGGUUGGCCUGAGGGGGCUCCGAGCCCCUUGCCGAGCUAUCAGGGGAUUGUCUCGUCGGGGGCGUUGCUACCUGGGUUUCGGGCGCGGAUAGUAGACAAGAACGGCGAGGUCGUCGAGCGCGGCCGGCAAGGCGAGUUGCAUGCCGGCGGGGACGUGUUUAUUGAGCGGUAUUGGGGUGGAGUCGAGGCCGAUCGGUUCUACGAGGACGAGGCUGGGCGGUGGUUUAGGACGGGUGAUAUUGCGAUGGUCGAUGAAGAAGGGUACUGGUACGUCGUGGGCCGGCUUAAAGACCGCGUUAGGAGUAUCGCGGGCGAGGAGCAUGGCGUGUUCCAUCCGUUUGCGCUUGAGUCCUCCAUCAGUACACGGUUUGGGGUUCAGGCACAAGUCGUCGGGAUCUCGACUACCAUGCUCAACGAUGUGCCUUUUGCCAUCCUGGAACGGCUUCCCGAAGGCGUCACCGAGGCCGAUAUUGCAGAACACUGUGUCAACGCAAUGGGUACUAUCUACGGCCUUGCCGGCAUCUCGAGCCUCGAACAGCUUGGAAUGGAGGGCUGGCCAAGAACAGCGGAGACAGGCAAGGUCUCCAAGAAGGCUCUGCAACGCGUAGCAUUGCAGUGGCUGGAGAAGCAGGAGUUUACUGCCUACGCGCUUGGCAAGUCUACCUGAGGCUUUAUGAAGAACGACUCUUUUAAGAACUGGGGGUUGUCCGGUAUUUCCCAUAUCAGAGCUCCAGGAUGGUUCCCAUGAUAGGUAGCGUCUCCUGGGUUCUCACUAG
Messenger RNA from Parathielavia appendiculata, 2401 nucleotides. Its product is annotated as acetyl-CoA synthetase-like protein. The record is from RefSeq and is a predicted model, not a curated record. Lineage: Eukaryota; Fungi; Ascomycota; Sordariomycetes; Sordariales; Chaetomiaceae. Gene Ontology annotation, biological process: fatty acid metabolic process. The coding region runs from base 484 to 2292 and encodes 602 amino acids. The transcript is spliced from 3 exons. Gene Ontology annotation, molecular function: medium-chain fatty acid-CoA ligase activity.